Molecule: messenger RNA, 969 nt
Organism: Cercopithifilaria johnstoni
Lineage: Eukaryota; Metazoa; Nematoda; Chromadorea; Rhabditida; Onchocercidae
Source: the annotation of a GenBank genome assembly
AUGUCAAUUUUGGUGGUGAAGAUUAUGAUGCUCGUAACGAUGGGUGCUUUUGCAUUAUUAUUCGGUCUACUACCAACAAAAAUAUACAAAUAUGUCGAGAUGCAGCGAGCAACUAAAUCUUCUAAAGCGAAAUUAGCAACUCGUUCUCUUUCAAUAUUAUCAUGCUUUUCAGGUGGUGUACUCUUAGGUAUUUGCUUAUUAGACCUACUACCUACAGCCAAUGAAGCAUUUGAUAAAAUGAAACAACAAAAAGGAUGGGAAACACAUUAUCCAUACAUGGAAGUUCUAAUUGGUUGUGGCUUUUUUAUUGUUUAUUUGAUGGAAAUAAUAACCAUUCAUAUCUAUGGUCGAGAAGAUAUAGACUACUACGUGAAUCGAAAUGAAUGCAAGAAUGACAAAAAUGUGAUAGAAGAAUGCUAUGAUGGAUGUAAGCAAGAAGAUAAUGAAAAUCAAGGAAAGAAUGAACAAACAGAUAUCUCAGUAGUGGAAAUGAAAAUUCCCACAAAGGAAAAUUAUGUGAAAUCGAUAACUUUAGUGGUUGCUUUUACAGUUCAUUCCUGUCUUGAAGGAUUUGCAUUCGCCGUUCAGUAUACAAUGUUCAGUGUAACAACACUCUUCCUUGGAAUAAUAGUGCAUAAAUCAGUGGUUUCAUUUAGUAUCGGAAUGAAUCUAAUUAAGACUCAUCCCAAUAAAAUAUAUUUCGUUAUAUCGUUGGUAAUAUUUGUGGCAUUAAUGUCGCUUAUUGGUGGUUUUAUUGGAAUUACUUUGGAGGGUGUACAGCUUGAUGAACAAUCACGAAACAUUGUAACAGCAAUAGCAUCAUCACUCGCUAAUGGUACCUUCAUUUACAUCACUUUUUUUGAGAUACUAUACGCUGAACAUGGACACGGGGAGCGAAAACUGGAGCAAUGGUUGAGCGCAGCUGUGGGUUUUGGUCUUAUAGCCAUUUUGAUAUUAUUUGCACACUAA